UCUCUCGGUCGUGUCAGAAUACGGGUGGGAUUUCUCAUUCCCGGUUUCUCGCUCCCCUCCCUGUCUCUCAUCCCCCCUCCCUGUCUCUCAGUCUCUCUCUCUCUCUCUCUCCUCCUAGUGUUCUGCCCGUCUGUCUUCAGCAUGGCGCUGUCCGGCUCUUCCUCCUCCGUGUCUCUCCGUUUCUCCUCCCUCGCCUCCCGCUCUCUCUGCCCGUGAUGAGGGCUGGAGGAUGGAGCUGCUGGCGGAUCUCUCCUGGAGCUCGGUGGCGCUGCCCCUGGACGCCGUGGUGGCCAAGUUCCGGCUGCCCGCGCUGGUCAGGCUGAGCCAAGGUGAGAACGUGGAGGGAUUGUCUGAAGAGGAUGUCGUCCUCUUGCACUCAUGCAGACAGUGGACCACAGUUACUGCCCACUCUCUGGAGGAGGGUCAUUACGUCAUCGGACCCAAGAUUGACAUCCCGCUGCAGUACCAGGGGAAGUUUAAGCUGUUGGAUCAGGAUCGGGAUGUGCGAGAGCCUGUACAGUAUUUUUCGAGUGUGGAGGAAAUCGCUGGAACUUUUCCCGAUCGAGUUUUCGUCAUGGAGCCGAUCACGUUCAGCAUGAAGGUGGUAUCUGGGGAGUUCAGUGAGGACAGUGAGGUGUAUAACUUCUCCCUGCAAGCGGGUGAUGAGCUGACCCUGAUGGGCCAGGCCGAGCUGCUCUGCGUCCAGUCCCCCCGCGAGAAGUCACGCCUGGCUGCGUUGCUUCGGCGACUGGGAAAGGCCGGCGGGGCCCUGGGCCGUCCCACCCGUGCCAAGGUGCCCUGCCUGAUCUGCAUGAACCACCGGACCAAUGAGAGCGUGAGCCUGCCGUUCGCUUGCCGUGGCCGCUUCUGCACGCGCUCGCCGCAGGAGCUGCGCAUGCAGUCAGGAGAGCACACGGUCCGCAGCAUCGUGGAGCGUGUGCGGCUGCCUGUCAACGUGGCCGUCCCUACCCGCCCACCGCGGAACCCCUACGACCAGCACUGUGUCCGUGAGGGCCAGCGCUACAAACUCCUCGGCAUCAUCAGCAAGACGGUGGUGCUGUGCUGCGUCCUGCGCAAGGAGGAAGUGACGCCCUCCCACUUUCUGCUUCUGACCGACAUGCCACGCUUCGCCCUGCCGGACGGCCUGCUGCGCAGUGACCCCAUCUACCAGCAGGCGGUGCUGCAGAGCGCCAUCCGCUGCCAAGAUAUGUUCGACCCGGACGACUAUUCGCGGGCCGUGAGGGAGGUCAAGACUGAUUUCAUGGAAGAGUGCCUGAGUCCGCGGAGAAUACGGGUGUGCGUCCAGGGAUUCGGGCGCAACGACCUGGGACAGUCCCUGCAGAGGCUUUCCCUGUGUGUUUACGGGGGUGGGACCAUCACACACACUCUAACACCGGGUUGCAGGGACUCGCUGAGCAACACACACACCUCACCGAGUGAGGGAGAGGGUGAGGACCGCGAGUAUGUCACCCCUGAUUGGUCCACGGAGACGCAGGAGAUUCCGUACGAGGAGCUGUGGACCAAUCAAAGCGGCGGAAGCUAUGGAGAGGUCCAGGAAAGCACAGUGAAGGUGGAGCACAACCUCAUAUCCUUCCACUCCACCUCGUCCCUGGACGGGACAGCGGGUCCUGCCCAAGUGGCCACCACGGUGCAAAUGGAAGCGGGACGGGUGGCAACCCCGCCUCCCGUCCCACCCAAAUCGGAAGCUGUAAAGGAGGAGUGUCGCUUUUUGAACGCUCCUCCUGUUCCACCUCGCUGUGCUAAAGUAGGAGGCCCCGCCCCCAGCCCGCCAGUCCCUCCUCGCUUCCCCAAAGCCCCGCCCACAACCACCCGCAGCCCAAACCUGUCCUAUUAUUCCUCAGGCCUGCAAGAGAGCUCGGCUCCUCGCAGCGACAGCAGCUCCCCCUCUCCGGACUCCUACUCCCUGUACUGUUAUCCCUGCACAUGGGCUGACUGUGUGACCUCUGACCCGUCUGUGUCGCCAGACCCCACUCAGCCUGCACAGGCCUGCUGGUCCCACCCCCGGGGGGGCGGGGCCUUCACCUCAAACGUUCUAAACACACCCCUCCUCAGCACUGACUCCGCCAACAAGAACUACUCCACGUGCACAAGGCCCCGCCCACAGGCGCAGAACCGCUUUGCUCCAUUUGGUGCCCUAAACCCUUUCGCUAAUCCAGGACACCGCCACAGUUCCUCUGAUUGGCUGGUUCCUGGACGGAGCUCCCCAACUCUGAUACCUGACCUCACUAGCUCUGCCCACAAGGAGCCUUCAGCCAACCAGGAAACCUCAGAGGCGAGUCCAAGUCCUCUGGCCCGACCAACAAAGAGCACAGAGGAGGAGGAGGCUGUGACCCCGAACCUCGCCUCCAGUUUGGCCACGGCAAGGGGGGCAGAGGGCGGGGCCGUGUCCUUGUGGCGACCGCCUGCGGACCUCUGCUGGCUCUCGGUGGAGGAGGUGUCCGCCAGCCUCCGGUUCAUCGGGCUGUCGGACGACGUGGUCGGCCUGUUCAGCAGAGAACGGAUCGACGGCUCCAUAUUCACGCAGCUCACGGAAGAGAUACUGUCUGAAGACUUCAACCUCACCAAACUGCAGGUCAAGAAGAUCCUGCAGUUCAUCAAGGGCUGGAGGCCCAAGAUAUGAGCCUUUGAACACACGCUGCAAACCGAUUUGAAGGCACAUACCCAUGACGAUACGCAAAUGAAGAAGGAACAGUAGUGUCAGACAGAAGUAGCACAAUUGUGUGUGUGAAUACGAAUGUGUAUGAUCAUGUGAGUUCACACUAGGGCUUGCACGACUAAUUUCUGAUAGUCGGCCAGGUGUUCAGGAAACAGUGAAAAUGAUUAAAAUGAAAGCAUAAUGAAAAGCUUGCUACAAGCACCGAGCAGCGGAUGCUUAGUUUUGAGAUGCAGGGCGAAGUUAUUUUGCUGCAAUUCAACGUAGUCUUAAGCCCUGAUUUGACUGGGUGAUUGGUUUGGGAUAAAUGAUCGGCAUAACUUCUCCAAAUCCCUCUGGGAUUUAAAGGUCAGAGUCCAGAUAUUCAUAUCCGUGUUGCACACCAUAACAUGCUGCAUGGCAGGUCAGGGCAGGUUUUAUUAUUCUGUGAGUGUAAGCUGGACUGGAACAGCACUGUUAUUACUGAGGGAGCUCAGGGGUUCAGCCAACUGACCGUUUGCAAAAUUCUGAAAAGUCCCACCUCAUUUUGGGCUGUGUGCCCAAACAACAUGACUCAGAGAAGGGGGGCUGAGGGCUUUUACUGGCCUCACACCAUCCAUGGGCUGAGCCUCGAUCACAAGGAUUGAGACCCCUGGCCUGAGCCGGGUGAAACGCCACAUUUCCCCACGUCCACUAAGGACGAGGGACUCAGCGCCCGGGCUCUUCCCUCUUUGCUCGCCGCUACUAGGGGAAUACUUUGCUACUUUCUUUUCUUCCUCUUCGUCUUUGCGUCUGUCAAGCUUAGGGCAGCUGUCAGCAUCUGCAGUGCUAAGAAGUUCAGCAGCACAAAGGAUUUAAAAACACAUAAGGGAGAACAUUUGAAAUCAGACAUUUCUUGAAGAUAUACACCUAUAAAAAUGAACAAAACAAGCACUUAAAGAGAACAAAUGAUUCUGGAAAGCUUGUUUGCAUUAAUCAAACCAGGUGAUUCGUUUAGUGACGCGCAUAAAUGAGGUGCUUUGAGUGAUGUGAGCUACCCCUUCAGAUGAGCUAAUGCUGAAGCUUGAGCUGAUGCUGGAACUGGUCUAAGUGAUGUUAGAUGCUGAGUAGUACCUGCGAGCGCUAUACAGUCCUGUUUAAUCUGAUUUAUCACAUUGUGAGCAUCUAAGUUUUGGAAAGCAAACGUCUUUUUACGGCUGUAAAAAAACAUGGACAGUGUGGCUUCUUCUGUUUGGGCUUCAAAAUGACUGCUAUAUACAGUGUAGGGGAAACAAGUAUAUUCAGACUGUUCUGUAUUCUUCAUAUUUAAUAAACAUCCAGUGCAUAAAUCCUCUCCAAUGUACACACAGUGGCCCAAAUUCAACAAACGCUUUUAAUAACAUGAACUACUCUGCAGAGAGAUUUGAGCAGUAAGCGCGUGAAAUCAAGCGCCAGCAUUCCGGGACUUCACUUAUGCAUCAUUUACAUGGAGCACACCCUAAUUCAGGCAGAUGUUUUGGUAGGGUCCCAAUGAAAUGACAGCAUUCAGUGACUUGUGAGGCCUAUUGACCAAACUUUACAGCGUUAAAUUUAUAACGACUGGCAUCUUUUUUAAGCCGGCAGAAUGAUGUGAUCAUGUAGUGCAGGGGUGCUAUAGAAAUGACGCUGUGAAGAUAUGACAAACAAUUAUGAUUAUUCAGUUUUGUAUUAGCUGCUUUCAGACAACAUCCCAUAAUUUGAUUAACAUUAGUUAGGCUGUUUUGGUGCCACUUCGAGUAUGUGGUUGGCUAAUGUUAGCUAGCAGCUAGCUAACUCAGGGAUGAAAACGAGCCACUUACAACCACAAAGACGGCGAAAAACCUCCAACUGAGGAUCUGUUAGAAGAGAUGACUGUCCAAUCAGACGUCGCUUCACUUCAAAAAGCUCUCAAUCAAUGCACCCAUAGCUGUCAAUCACCUCCUCACCACACCCUUUUAAAUAUCACCAAAGAAACUUCUAUAAAACAGAUUUAUUGUGAAAGAAAAAAAUAUUGGGGUAUCUUUCUCUUUCAGAGGCGUUGAAGCUUGUAGAAGUGACACAACACCACUGGAAAAAAAAGAUAUAAUUUGGUGCCAGUUGCAUCCGCUUUCAUGGAAGUGGGCAGGUUUUGGGCAAAAGUUGUACUGCAGCCAGCCACCAGAGGGCGUCAGAGACAUUUUGGCUUCACUUUUUGUCCACAUCACGUUCAUGUUUUUUUACAGUCAUUGGCUGAUCUUAACAUUUUCUAUAAUGUUCCUUACCGUUUGACAUCUUAUUAAAUCGAUUGCUAACAAAUUCAGUAACCCCGAUGAAGUUUCGCUUCCCCUCGGCCCUGCGUACGUCUGUCUCAUAGUAGUUUUGAUGCUAAGCUAUGAGUUUGGUCUUCCGUAGAGUUGAAUCCAGAGUUUGUACAGCUACGGGAAUAAAAUGGUAUCAAAAACAGCUUCGAUCAGUUACUGAAUGUUCCUCAGUGACACCUUUUCAGAAAAUUGACCGCUUUACUGCCAGUGCCGUUCUCACUGCAAGUUUGUUGGGUUUUCCCUUCGCUUGACGGAGGAAGAAGCUUCUGAUUGGCUAAGUGGUGUGUCAGUCAUUAUUUCGCAAGCGGUCAGGCUGUAAGAACUACACACAUUGCAGAUUGAUACAUGAUUAAAAUCACAGACCUCCUACAGUAGCGUCCCCGGAAAAACUAAUCCAGCUCAAGUAGGACCGAGGAAUUAGUGAAGUUCUUGUGAAGUUCGUCCAGGCUAGUAAAGCACACUGGGCUUCAUGUUCUGCAGAAAAAGACUUGUUGACUAUUGUUUAUUGCAGAAGGUCACUGUAUUUCAUUACUCAAUCAGACGCCCACAGCGCCGACUAGUAGACAAUUCAGUUUGACUAGCACGAGUAGCCCUUAGCUCAUAUCACGCUCCUCCUGAACGCUCAAAGCUCAGCUGCUGAGGGACGCUGUCCCGUCAAACUACUGAACACCCAUGUGUAUGUGACUGUGUGGAUCAGAGUAGGUUAUCAGUGUCUGUGUGAGUGGUGCAUCAGUGUGUUGUGUUUUAAAAUGAGAGAUUUUAUAUAUUUAAAUAUCACUAGUUCAGCACAGACUGUCUACAGGGACUAAACUGUAGAUACUGGGGACUGUCUCAAACCUCUACGCCUCGUCAGUAAAGAAAUGACUAAAAAGUGACUAAUCUAAGAUCGAGCACUAUUUGAAUUUGUAUGUUUUAUUUUCGGGGUGUUGACCUCGUCGUUUAGAGUUGUUCAGCAGGUGCCUUUAAAUGAAAAUAGAACAAAGAUGAUAAUUCUGCUGGAUUUGAAUGAACUUUGUUUGUUGUUCGUUUCUUUUAAACCACAAAAAUGUGACAGCUUUGUACUUCCCUCCAUCUUUUGGCCUUGAUUGUGUAUGUGUGUGGUGACCCUCAUGCUCCUUUACACUGUAAGCCGAUUAUCGCCGCUGUCUCUUCAACGUGAACGUUUUACUACUCUGUUGUUCAUACUUGAAUGUUUAGUUUCAUACACUGUGUGCGGUGCUCAUUAAUUUAAAGAAAUAAUUUGGAAAAAAAUAUUAAGAAUGGAUGUAUGCACCCCCUCCUUACCUCAAGCGUAGACCAGCCAAGCUUGGUUGGUGUCUGAAUAUUGCUUCUUUAGCUUUAGAUCAAAAGCGCAAAAUACUGAAAAUGCAAAGUCCAGGCUUCAGAAUUACAGUGUCCAGUAUACAGCGUAGGGGAAACAAGUAUUCAGACCUCCUUGUGGCCCUUAUUUAUCAAAGUUGUGCCAAAAAGAGAGCCUUUAAUGAGGAAUGACAUUCGCGUGCAAACGAUGAAUCAGCUUCAGUGCGUGAAAUCAAGCGCCAGCCUACCGGCAUCUCAUUCACACAUCAUUUACAUGAAGCAUGCCCUAGAUAGUCUGGUAGGAAACCAAUAAAAUGACAGCAUUCAGCAACUUGAAAGCCUAUGGAUGCACUCGUAGGCAGAGUUCAAGUUCAAGCAGUGCACUGCGCCCCCUACUGACCAAAAUUUAUAGCAUUUAAAAUAUAACGACUGGCAUCUUUUUUAAGCUGGUGAUUGUAUAAUGCGUCUGGUCCUGGAGACGUACCGCCCUGCAGAGUUUAGCUCCAGACCUAAUCUAACCUGAUCCAGGUGAUGAAAGGCUUCAGGGACAAUGGUGUCAGAUGUGCUAGAUCUGAACUCUCCAGGGUGGUAGAUCUCUAGGAUUGGGCACAUGGUGUAGCGUGAUCAUUUUCAUAAAAUAACAUGAAAAUACAUAUAAAUAUUAUUAUUAUGGCAGGGACUCAGACACCUCUGCACAAGAUGUUUUAUGUAAUGUUUAUUUUGGGGACGGAGUUAGUAGCAUAAAAGAAAAGCACAAUGUAAAAAGGGAACAUUGAACAUUGCAGCAUUUGUUUAUAUGAGUGCGUUUGUAGAAGACAUACAUCUGCUCUUGCGCUGGAUUGCCACGUUUACACAUUACUCCUAUUGUUACUUUGUAUUAUUUAUUAUUAUUAAUGUAAUUAUAAGUGGUUUUGAUCAUAGUUUGGUUAGGCAAUUUAAAAAAUUGAUAACAUUGGGUGCGCUCACCUGACCUGAUCAAAUUUGACCCACAUUUUUCCGCAUCAUUAGUACUUUUGUUGCAAAUUUGUCUGGCUAUUAUAGCUUAAGACAUAAACAGUAAGACAGUAAAGAGUAAUUAGCUUUUUUGCCACAUUGUGGUUCAGUUUUGGGACAUUCUGUUCAAGGGUCCCUCUGAUGAACUUCAAAAAUCCUCCAUAUCAUACCAACCUUUCAGUGAGAUUCCCGCCACGCGAGCACCUGCUCCCUUUUUCAGAACCAGCUUUGAGUUAUUUUGACAUUAUGUUUGGCGUCAUUGUCUUGUCGAAUCAUGCAUGAUCUCCCCAUACAUGGACGAUAGGUUUACGUCUGCGCUAAUAUCUGCUGGUCUAUCUCCUUAUUCACGUUUCCUUUAGUGGCCUGUAAUGCUGCAGCGCUGUUUACAGCACGGCAGCCUCAUAUUCAUAUUAUGAUGCUACCACCAUCAUGCUUCACUGUUGUUCAUGGGCUUCCCUUCUAGUGCAAAACUAAGGAGGACGACUUCAGACACCAAGCAAGUCAUGGUUGAUGGAGGUGAUGGGGAACACUGAGUAAGUUAGCAGCCCACAAAGUUAAUAUAAUAAUAAUUAUACUAAGUGUAUUUUAUGAGUUUGUCUGUUAUUACCUGCUAUUUCAGUUUCGCUGGGCAUACCCAGUUCUAAAAUUCCAAUGCUCUUGCGUUCACUUUCCUCCCGCCGGCCUCUUUAGUGAGCAUCUUAAUGAGGCAUGAUCUUCCGUCCUCGUUGAUUUGGAACGUUAUUUGCCAUUAUACACAUGCACACCCACCUCAAGACCUUCCCUUAGAGCUGGUGUAGCCUCUGAAUAAAGGAAGAAAGAGCACGGUCUCUGAAGAAAAGUGAAGAAUGUGAAGUGUGCGUCACGCUCACACGCACUCUGUAAUUAAGUGACAGUAAUUAAAUGCUUACUAACCACAGCUUUUUAUGUGCGAGAGUUGUGUGUGUGCAAGUGAUGCGUCAAGCGUGUCUCCAUAAUGAGGGGUUUCAGCAGGCCCGUGUCGCUGUUUCCUCAGCGUCCGGGACGCGCCGAUGGAAUGUUCGAGGCGUAUGUUUCACACAUCCUCUGCUGUAGACACACUUGUGCUUGGAAUAAUAUUUAACAGCUUUAGUGUUUAUAUUGAAAUGUCACCUCCUGUAUGAUUUUAAUCCGUACGGAUUAGUUAAAGGAACAAAUAAAGGAAUCAAUAGUGCUCA
This is a messenger RNA of Pygocentrus nattereri (red-bellied piranha), 8435 nucleotides long. It is a transcript of the gene garem2, whose product is annotated as GRB2 associated, regulator of MAPK1-like. NCBI's taxonomy places the organism in Eukaryota, Metazoa, Chordata, Actinopteri, Characiformes, Serrasalmidae. The transcript has 7 exons. Bases 230 to 2641 code for a protein of 803 amino acids. The record is from RefSeq and is a predicted model, not a curated record.